Pundamilia nyererei is the source of this 981-nucleotide messenger RNA. It is a transcript of the gene tslig1, whose product is annotated as zinc finger and BTB domain containing 8 opposite strand. Gene Ontology annotation, cellular component: tRNA-splicing ligase complex. NCBI's taxonomy places the organism in Eukaryota, Metazoa, Chordata, Actinopteri, Cichliformes, Cichlidae. The transcript is spliced from 8 exons. The record is from RefSeq and is a predicted model, not a curated record. Gene Ontology annotation, biological process: tRNA splicing, via endonucleolytic cleavage and ligation. The coding region runs from base 111 to 599 and encodes 162 amino acids.
GUAUUUAGGCCGUUUUGAUACGGUGAGUCAAGCCUGCCCGGAAAUUCAAGAAGAACACACGGACAUGGUCUAGAUAAACGUCUGCCUUUUUCAACAAGCUUCGAUCUACAAUGGACGAUCGUGUGUUAGACUUGACAGAGGCACAGGAAGCUGUCAAAUCCAAAUACCCGCCGAUCAACAAGAAAUAUGAAUACCUGGAUCACACAGCAGAUGUACAAAUUCACUCUUGGGGAGACUCUUUGGAGGAAGCCUUUGAGCAGUGUGCCAUGGGCAUGUUCGGCUACAUGACGGACACAGAGACGGUGGAACCGAUAGAUACAGUUGAAGUGGAGUCGGAGGGUGAAGACAUGGAGUCGCUUCUCUUCCACUUCCUAGAUGAUUGGUUAUACAAGUUUAGUGCAGAUCUUUUCUUUAUUCCCAGGGAGGUCAAAGUUUUACAUAUUGACAGAAUGCGUUUCAAGAUUCGCUCCAUUGGGUGGGGCGAAGAAUUUUCUCUGGAAAAGCACCCACAGGGAACUGAGGUGAAAGCCAUCACAUAUUCAGCAAUGCAAAUCCACGAUAAAGAAAAACCAGAAAUAUUUGCCAUCAUUGAUAUCUGAUACAACUGCGAGAAGAAGCUCACACUCAAUGGUUCAGUAAAAGUGGGAAGUCUACAUGACCAGUUUAAGUGGCCUUUUAAUUCAGCGCACUGAUUUUUGAUUAGUACUGUCUUUUUUGGGGCAUGUAAGCUCAACUCUUUAUUUAAAUUUAAAAAAGAAUUGUAAAAUUAGCCUUACAUUUAAAUGAGACUUGUGAGGGAUAUCAAUUAUUUGGAGGGAAUACACUGAAUUUGAACUGUGCACCUGAAGUCACAAUUACCAAAUUUAAGCUCAAAUUUUCAUUUUAGGAGAUUAUUACUCUUAUGUGUGAUGGUUUUGAAGGUGUGUUGAUGCAUUAUAUCUCAUUGUAAAUAAAUAAAUAAGCAAAUGUUUACCUUUGACA